Messenger RNA from Pungitius pungitius (ninespine stickleback), 995 nucleotides. RefSeq lists its product as uncharacterized. The coding region runs from base 86 to 616 and encodes 176 amino acids. The transcript is spliced from 5 exons. The record is from RefSeq and is a predicted model, not a curated record. Lineage: Eukaryota; Metazoa; Chordata; Actinopteri; Perciformes; Gasterosteidae.
UUUCACGCGCAUACAGAGCGGAUAAAAGAGAUGCUGGCAACCUCUCCCGCUAAUCACCGGGGAAAUAUUGGGAUUGUAAGUAAAGAUGAGAAAGCGGGUGACAUUUGUUGAGCAGCUGAAAAAAGAAACCCUGUUAAAAAAUGCAAGUGGGCACAUCUGUAGGAGCUCUGCAGUGUCUAACCAGAGAAGCACACCGGCCUUUGAAAGUCUUCCUAUCCAGCAAGUGAGAGAGCUGCACAGAGGACGGCACAUGGACACGCAUGCAGGCAGCCAGCACAUGAACACAAUACUCAUUCCCAAAUCUUUGAUGUCUGCACCCUUCUUACAGCACCCGGCCCUCACAGCUGGGCAGAGACGCCACCUCUGCAGCAUAGCAAAUAUUUACAGUACUGCGCAGAUGAGGCAGCAGAUGAAGCAGCGCUAUCUCAACGUGCUGCACAAAUGUCAGAAUCCCACUUGCAGAAGGAGGCUUGGGAUUCAACAGCAUAGAGAAGAUAGUACACUCGCAAAGGAUGCAGAGAAGGAUGUGGCGAGGGCGAAGCCUCAAGCACAGAGGAAAAGCAGAAGCAGCAGCACAGCUCAUUCUGAUGUCAUACUUCCAAAAAUAAUGAACUGACGACCAAAAGGAUUUCACUAGAGUGCAUUAAUGACCUUAUAGUGAGACCUUUAUGUUCAUCUUAAAAUCAAUACAUGCAGUCUUAUUUUUACACAUUUUCAAAAAUGAUAUUAAGCAUCUCUAAUAAAGAACUGUGUGCCGUCUUAUUUACAUGGAUAUUAUUACCAGAUGUGUUCGGGAACCAAACAAAGUUGCAACACCACACCUAGAGCUUUCAUAUUUUUAUGUUCAGUUAGUUCAAUCUCGAUUUGUUUUUUUUCAUAAAGCUUCCCUGUAUUCCUAAUCAUACUUUAGUAAAGACACGUGAAUUAAUAUUGUGUGCCCCUGAGUUCUGUCAUUGUAUGUGCUUUUCUAAUUAACUCUUAUUUCAAUAUACUGU